Messenger RNA from Branchiostoma floridae (Florida lancelet), 4149 nucleotides. RefSeq lists its product as uncharacterized. The transcript has 8 exons. The record is from RefSeq and is a predicted model, not a curated record. Gene Ontology annotation, molecular function: protein binding. Lineage: Eukaryota; Metazoa; Chordata; Leptocardii; Amphioxiformes; Branchiostomatidae. Bases 1 to 4149 code for a protein of 1382 amino acids.
AUGUGGGCGGACGGCUCGUGCAACCGACGGAGAGGCUUCAUGUGCCAGGCUGUUCCAGAUCAGUCUGCUGUCUUACUGGUCCAUACAGAGUAUGGUGCAUCUAAAGUAGGAAGCUCAUCCAUAAACAGACAGGUAGCAGAAAUAAUCAGGGAACAUGAACCAGACGUCCCUGUAUUCAGUACUGUUUUACAAGCAAGUGAAGAGGACAAACUGGAUGCACAACAAGAUGGAGUGGAACUGUUACUGCCUGAACUUAACCCAGGUGAUCCCAGGACUGACCCAACACCAGACUGGCUAACAUUUGACCAUCGCUCCAAAUACCCUCACCUUCCUUCCAAUGUAAGGAGCAUUGUGGGCCAUGCUGAUGUCACAAGUAGGGCAGCACUUAACAUGAGGGAUGAUCGUUGUCCAGAAGCAAAAGUCCUCAUCAUUUGUAAUGACAUCUUAGAUAAAACACAGGGGAAUGAGAUGGUAGGUACUAGGAAGAAGGAACACUCUACCCUUCAAGAUUUACAAGAAGCUGAUGUGGUCUUCUCCAUUGGAAACAAGAUAUUUGAUCACUGUAAGAACCAGUUCAGAGCGUUACCAGAUGACAAGCAGCCAAAGCACUUUGAAUUUCUUCCCAGACCUUCCAAGAUCUUUGAACACACAAAAGCAAGCUACACAGACACAGAGACAAUGGUGGUCCUGUCCAUAGGUAGGGUGAACAGUGUUGACAACUUGAAGGGGCACGACCUUGCAGUUAAAGCCGUGGACAUUGUUGCCAUGAUAAAACGGAAUGUGGAGUGUCGUAUCAGAGGAAUCAAUGAAGAGGAUAAAAACGUUCUUCAGACACAUUUAAGGACAACAAAUCUGAAGCCCACCCUUCUGCCCUAUGGAACACUGAAGGAGCUUCAAACUGACAUGUUGAAAGCCCAUCUUGUGUUGCUACCCUCCGAGACUGAACCAUUCGAACUUGUUGGACUGGACGCCAUUGCAGCAGGGAUUCCUGUCCUAGUUUCUAGUAAAUCGGGACUCGCAGACUUUAUGUUAAAGAUAUCACCAGAGUUUUGUUAUUCUGUUGUAGAUGUUGAGGGAAAUGAGGAGGACAAUGUAAAGCUAUGGGCCAAGCGCAUUGAACAGUCACUGAGUAACUGUGAGACUGAGUUUAAAAGAGCAGCAAGAUGUCGGGACGAGCUUCUGUCAGCAAAGUAUUGGGAAGAGUCUCAUCAGCAGUUCAUUGAUAGUUGUUUACAGACAGGAGCACAAUAUCCUUCUGAAGUCCAGAGGCAAAGUGCAGCAGCUCCUGCGGGAGAAAACAACAACAUCAGGGAACUGUUGAUAACAGGUAGUGGAACACAACAGACUGGUGAGGUGCAGAGCAGGAAAAGAGGUGCAGAAGCAGGUGAGGAGAAUGAUGAAAGCAGGAAAGUCUUCCGAAAAGGGGCACCUCCUCCACUGCCCAUUGUGGUGGAAAUACUGGCACAAGUUAUACCCAGUGUUAAAUCCCCAAAGCAAAUGAAAAGCUACGCUUCAGCAAGAGAGACAUUGGUCACUUUGGAUCUCACCACAGUAACAGACGAGACUCUUUAUUUGCUUGAACAGGUAAAGCCUGAAAUAAAGACCAUGGAAGACUUGCUUGACACUGCAGAAGCAAUAGAGCAGAUAGAGAAAUUCAAAGGUGUUAAUGUCACUGGCAUAAGGAUAGGCAGUCUGGUCUUCUACCUGCAAUGUACAGACUUGUCUGGGCUUGGGGAACUCUGGUUCAAGUACAAAAGUGGGAAACUGAAUGACCUGCUGGUCGGUAGUUUGAUAAGUGAGGAAAGCUUACAGCAACUCUGUGCUGAGAGCAUCUCUGUGAAGACAACCAUCAACAUAGAGGACUUCAGGAAGGCUCUGGUGUACCUACUCACUACAUCUACUGCCAAAGGACAGCACACACCAAGACUACCUCAGGAGUACCCGCUCUACCAGCCACACAUCCACACCAGGAGCAAUGUGCUGGAUGUACUUCAUCUUGAUGACACAAACCUGACAGGGUCUACAGUGGAACUGACAGAGGACAGACAACAUUAUCUCAUCAGGACCAAAGUUAGCCAACUAAAAAUAGCAGAUGACCAACAGACUCCAGACCCACCUGAUGACACAGAUGUCCCACCAGAUGACACAGAUGUCCCACCUGAUGACACAGAUGUCCCACCUGAUGACACAGAUGUCCCACCUGAUCACACAGAUGUCCCACCUGAUGACACAGAUGUCCCACCUGAUGACACAGAUAUCCCACCAGAUGACACAGAUGUCCCACCUGAUGACACAGAUGUCCCACCUGAUGACACAGAUGUCCCACCUGAUGACACAGAUGUCCCACCUGAUGACACAGAUGUCCCACCUGAUGACACAGAUGUCCCACCUGAUGACACAGAUGUCCCAUCUGAUGACACAGAUGUCCCACCAGAGAUAUCAGAACUGGCCUCACUGGACAUCAGGGAACUGGAACAGCUGAUGGAACAGCCCAGGAAGAGAACUUUCUCUGUAGUGUCAUCAGGGUACCAUACAGGCACUCCUGGAUCAGGACCCAGCAGACCUCACUCACCUACAGGUGAGCUUCAAACACAGGGCAUGUUGAGGACCCUCCUUGCUAGACUGAAUGCACCUGAAGUGAUGAAAGACAAGGCACAACAGUUUGACCUGUACUGUGAGAUAGGAGAUCUCUAUAGGACUAAACUACACAACUUACAGUCAGCUCUGCAGUAUUACCAGUACAUGCUAAAGUGUUCUCAAGAACUGUCAGAUAUCACAAAACAGGCGAAGGCCUACAGCAGACUAGGUCUGACAUGUGACAUGUUAGGCCUGCAACAGGAAGCAUACAGGAACCAUGAGAGAGCUCUGGCUAUCUAUAAAGUAGAAACCAGUAAAGAAAUUGACAUUUGUAUAGCUUACAAAAACCUGGCCUCAUCAUUAGCACUGUCAGGUCAAGUGUCAGAUGCAAAAAGUAACUAUGAGUCAGCCUUGGCUGUUGCCAUGGAGACAGGAAACAAGACUGAACAGAUGGACAUUUACUGUAAGCUGGGUGAUUUACACAGAGAACAGCUACAUGAACCACAGGUCUCACACAAGUACUACACAGAGAUGUUGGCACUAGCCAGGGACUUGGGGAGGAAGGGCAAGGAGAGACAGGCUUACAACAGACUGGGACUGGCUUGUGAUGACAUGCAGGAUUAUGAGGCAGCUCUGGAGUGGCAUCAGAAGAACCUGAAGAUGUGCCAAGAAAGUGGAAUCAAGACUAACCAGAUAACAGCAUAUCAAAACAUAGCUGAUUCCUACAAGGUACUGGGUAAACUGGACCUGGCCAGAUCUCACUAUCAAUCAGCAAUGACCAUCGCCAUGGAGACAGGAAACAAGACUGAACAGAUGGACAUUUACUGUGAGCUGGGUGAUUUACACAGGAAACAGCUACAUGAACCACAGGUCUCACACAAGUACUACACAGAGAUGUUGGCACUAGCCAGAGACUUGGGGAGGAAGGACUGGGAGAGGCUGGCUUACAACAGACUGGGACUGGCUUGUGAUGACAUGCAGGAUUAUGAGGCAGCUCUGGAGUGGCAUCAGAUGGACCUGAAGAUGAGACAAGAAAGUGGAGACAAGACUCAACAGAUAUCAGCACAUCAAAACAUAGCUGGUUCCUACAAGGCACUGGGUAAACUGGACCUGGCCAGAUCUCACUAUCAAUCAGCAAUGGACAUUGCAAUGGAGACAGGAAACAAGACUGAACAGAUGGACAUUUACUGUAAGCUGGGUAAUUUACAAAGAAAACAGCUACAUGAACCACAGGUCUCACACAAGUACUACACAGAGAUGUUGGCACUAGCCAGGGACUUGGGGAGGAAGGACAAGGAGAGUCAGGCUUACAACAGACUGGGACUGGCUUGUGGGGACAUGCAGGAUUAUGAGACAGCUCUAAAGUGGCAUCAGAUGGACCUUAAGAUGAGAAUAGAAAGUGGAGACAAGACUGAACAGAUGGCAGCAAAUCAAAACAUAGCUGCUUCCUACAAGGCUCUGGGAAAACUGGACCUGGCCAGAUCUCACUAUCAAUCUGCAAUGGACAUCGCCAUGGAGACAGGAAACAAACAUCACAAGGAAAACAUUGCUAAAAUCCUGGCUUAUCUGUAG